This is a messenger RNA of Trichoderma citrinoviride, 1539 nucleotides long. Its product is annotated as S-adenosyl-L-methionine-dependent methyltransferase. The transcript is spliced from 3 exons. Lineage: Eukaryota; Fungi; Ascomycota; Sordariomycetes; Hypocreales; Hypocreaceae. Gene Ontology annotation, biological process: RNA processing. Bases 1 to 1539 code for a protein of 512 amino acids. The record is from RefSeq and is a predicted model, not a curated record.
AUGGCGACCGUCGAAGCUCCUGCAGCUGCUCCAGCUGCUUCCGCCCCCUCAACAGCGCCCCCUCAGACCAGCAGCAACGGCGCCAAUGGCAACAGCCGACCCAAGAGGCCGAAUCCCGGCGGCAGCAGCAGCAGCAGCCGCAACUGGAAGCAGAAGAAGACGAAGCGCGAAAAGAACAUCACCGAGGGCUCCUCCGAAGAAGUCCUGCGCCACGACAUCGAGGCGCUCCUAGCAUCGCGCAACAAGUCCGAAUCCAACGACGGCGAAGCAGCCACCGCCGCCGAUGCGCCAGAAGAAGCCCUGCCGGCUGAGGGCACCGAGACCGAGGUCGAGGUCCUCGAGCUCUCCUCCACCGGCGACGGCCUCGCCAUGCGGCCCGGCUCCGACCAGGUCUACGUCGUGCCCUUCACCGUGCCCGGCGACGUCCCCUGUCGAGAGUUUCACGCCGAAGCCCGGCGGGAACAACAACAACAACGCGGCCACGCCCGCCUUCGGCCCCCCCGGCAGUUUCACGCCGCAGUCGAACCACGCCAUCGGCAUGACGUCGCCCGACGGCUGCCACAGCUCGUGCCGCCCGUGGUCGAGCCGCCCGUCCAACCGCUUCAACGCCUUCCGGAACAGCUGCUACCGCGCGAACGCCGCCUCGACGAGGCGCAUCAGCUCGUAGACCUUGACCGUCGGCGGCGUGCUCCGCUUCAUGAACGUGACCUACGCCCGCAGCAGCGCGUCGCCGCUCCCGAACUGCUGCCUCUGCUUCAGCCGCUGCCAGACGAAGAGCGCCGCCGGUACGCCCUCGACGACCCGGCCGCCCCUUCGCAGGAAAACCUCCCGCCUUACACCGUCCGCGCCGAGAGCGAGUUCGGCAUCGACAUCAAGACGUGCGAGACGGACUCCAAGGCCACCACGCACGAGUACAUCCGCGACCACCACUUCACCAACCCCGCCGGCUCCUUCUUCCAGAACAACAACUCCAUCCUCCCCAUCUUCACAGACUACAUCAAGCAGCACGUCCUGCCCCCCGCCUCGCCCUCGUCCUCAUCUUCAUCUUCAUCUUCAUCUCCAUCAUCGGAAAUCAAGUACCUCAUCGACGCCUACUCCGGCUCCGGCCUCUUCACAAUCACCCUGGCCUCCGUCUUCCAGCACUCCACGGGCAUCGACAUCGCCGCCGACUCCAUCGCCUCCGCCCGCCAAAACGCCGCCCUCAACGGCCUCGGCGAGGACCGCUGCCGCUUCAUCGCCGCCGACGCCGGCGAGCUCUUCAAGAGCGUCGAGUACGACCCCGACCAGACCACCGUCAUCCUCGACCCCCCGCGCAAGGGCUGCGACGCCGACUUCCUCGGCCAGCUGCGCCGCUUCGGGCCCAGGAGGGUCGUCUACGUCAGCUGCAACGUGCAUACGCAGGCGCGCGACGUCGGCGUCUUGGUCAGGGGCGAAGGGGAGGGCAGGCGAUAUGAGAUUGAGAGCUUGAGGGGUUUCGAUUUCUUUCCUCAGACGGGGCACGUUGAGGGCGUCGCCGUGCUGAACAGGGUGGAUAGUUAG